CUGACAGGCCAGCAGACUCUCAUCUCGCCAUGGAGAGCCUUCUCGCCAGCGUCGCCCGCAGGCGCAUCGCGACAGGGCUCGUAUCACGCUCCCGCCAUAUCUGUGUAUCAGCAUGCAGACGGUAUGCAGACUCCGGCGACUCAGCACCGAAACCACCGCCUCCCGUUGACGAUUCGACCUCAGCACUGGAUUACAAGCGGCGGACGACGCUACAGCACAGACCGCCGCCUCUUCCAGCCAUGGACGUCCGCUCAAGGUCUGCAGAAGAGGCAGUGACGAACAUCCUCUACAACACGCCCCCGCCUAGCCUGCAACCAUUUAAAAAGCAUGUUCUGAACUGCCUGGUCCAGAACGAACCCGGUGUCUUAUCCCGUGUAUCGGGCAUUCUCGCCGGGAGAGGCUUCAACAUCGACUCCUUAGUCGUCUGUCGUACCGAGAUCCGGGACCUGAGUCGCAUGUGCAUUGUACUCCGGGGUCAGGAUGGUGUUAUUGAGCAGGCAAGGAGACAGCUAGAAGACUUGGUACCGGUAUGGGCAGUGCUCGACUACACGGAUACCCACUGCAUCGAGCGCGAGCUGCUCCUCGUCAAGGUCUCCAUCCUCGGGCCAGAGUACGUCGAAGAGCAGCUCCAAGGCGGGCCCACGCACGACCCGCGGCAUCGCCACCUCACCCCGUCCACUUCCACCGCCGACGCGGAGUCGAAGCUCGAGCGCGAGAUGGCGCUCGCGCAGAGCUUCGAGCGCGGCGCGCACCCGGACGCGGACGCCCACGCGCCCACACCGCUCACGCCGACGCAGGCGCUGCACCUCCGGAGCGACAACCUCAACGCCGUCUCCGUGCUCUCCCAGCAGUUCGGCGGGCGCAUCGUCGACGUGAGCGAGAACAGUGUCAUCGUCGAAAUGUCCGGCAAGACCAAGCGCGUCGAGGCCUUCCUCGCGCUUCUCAAGCCGUUUGGCGUCCUCGAGGCCGCCCGCACAGGUCUCAUGGUCAUGCCUCGUACGCCCAUCGCGAGGGCGCCCGAGGACAGCGAUGACGCGGAUGAUGUUAAGGGGGUCGACAUGAGCCUUCUCCCACCGGGUUGA
Messenger RNA from Fomitopsis serialis, 1082 nucleotides. RefSeq names its product acetolactate synthase. Gene Ontology annotation, molecular function: acetolactate synthase regulator activity. Gene Ontology annotation, biological process: branched-chain amino acid biosynthetic process. The transcript is spliced from 4 exons. NCBI's taxonomy places the organism in Eukaryota, Fungi, Basidiomycota, Agaricomycetes, Polyporales, Fomitopsidaceae. Bases 30 to 1082 code for a protein of 350 amino acids. The record is from RefSeq and is a predicted model, not a curated record. Gene Ontology annotation, cellular component: acetolactate synthase complex; mitochondrial nucleoid.